Sparassis crispa is the source of this 339-nucleotide messenger RNA. RefSeq lists its product as hypothetical. Lineage: Eukaryota; Fungi; Basidiomycota; Agaricomycetes; Polyporales; Sparassidaceae. The coding region runs from base 1 to 339 and encodes 112 amino acids. The record is from RefSeq and is a predicted model, not a curated record. The transcript is spliced from 4 exons.
AUGGUACGCCCCAGCGUAACACAUGCUGUGCGCCCCCUGUAUCAAGAUCGGAGGCCUGUAGAUUUUCGUGAGUCUUUGGCUUCUCUGUUGGAGAUUGGAAGUAGGUACUCUCAGUGGCUCAUCGGCGCUGAAUUGCGGCGCCUUUUUUUUCUGCGAAGACGAUGUCUACCAGACGAGGCCAAGGCCAUGGCCGAGGACAAGGAUGAGGACGUGGACGAGGACGGGGACGUGGCUCGGGAUCAGCACCGGGGCAGCCCAAUCAGAACGAUUCCGCUCAUCGAACAGUACGCGAUGGAAGAGAUGCCCGGCUGUCAUCCUCCCAAGGCUACAACGAUCUAA